This is a messenger RNA of Gymnodraco acuticeps, 1673 nucleotides long. It is a transcript of the gene tdgf1, whose product is annotated as teratocarcinoma-derived growth factor 1. The transcript has 6 exons. The record is from RefSeq and is a predicted model, not a curated record. NCBI's taxonomy places the organism in Eukaryota, Metazoa, Chordata, Actinopteri, Perciformes, Bathydraconidae. Bases 268 to 882 code for a protein of 204 amino acids.
AGGGGGCGGGGCUUCCGGGCUCCUAUGAGAGUGAGCAGAGAGAGCAAAGGUCCCUGUCUGCAGUCGAGCCUCAUCUCAGCUGUUCCUCUCAUGACCCCGACUGCUUCAUGGAAACUCAACCUUCGGAUCGAGGAAUCAGCAAACUACUUUUUUUUGUUUUGCAAAUGUUUGUAAUCUUUGUCUGAGGAUUUACUGAGUUAUUCAGCCGGCUGGGCUAGUGUGCGGAGACGUGUCGCCUUGUGGAUUUGUUUGUCUCUCUGCAGGGACAUGGGAUGGACUCAGCUGCUCAGGGUGCUGCUGUGUGCUGCGACCUGUCUGCUCUGUGCUGCUGCUCCACCUGCUGCAGACUGUGAGGGAGACGAGUGUAUCAGAGGCCAGACCCCUCCAUCAUCUCCCUUGUCUGCAUCACCAUCUUCUUCUGUGGUGGUCAAAUCCCAGCAGCCCCCCCAGGAGUUCCUGGGUCAGUUUACCCAGGUGAGCUCCCCAAACAGCGGGGACCGUAAACACCGCGACGCCAGCGCCGUGCUACCCUUCAUCGGCCUCACAGGAAGCGCUGAGCAGAGCCGCAGCUGCUGUAAAAACGGAGGGACCUGCAUCCUGGGCAGCUUCUGCGCCUGCCCCCCCUUCUUCACCGGGAGGAGCUGCGAGUACGACCAGCGCAUCAGGAGCUGCGGGGCCAUCCCUCACGGGGAGUGGGUUCAGAAGGGCUGCUCGUACUGUCGCUGUGGUUACGGCGCUCUGCACUGCUUCCCCCACGUCUUCCACAAAGACUGCGAUGACUCUCAGGAGGUGCAGUGGUAUCGCUCUUCGUCCUGCAGGGGCCUUGCACCCCCGCUCUCUCUGCUGCUCCCCCCCCUCCUGCUCCUCUUAUGGACUCUUUAGUGGAAGCUGAAUCACUGAAAUGGACUAUGCAGUAUUUCUCAAACUGCCUCCUGCCUCAGAACUAAAUAUCAGUUUACAAACCCAGGGUUUUAUAAGCUAAAAAAAGAUGUGUUGUACUUUGUCCAAACGCUGCUGUGGUUGAGGAGUAGAACACAUUUUGAAGGCUGGGAAGUUGUUUCUUCAGUGACAUUCUUCGGCAAAGUGAAACAGAUCUUCUGGAUGUGAGGAUGUGCAGUUGUGUUGGGGGUCCGGACAUACAGGAAGCCCCCACCCCUCUGAACAACGAGCCUCUGGUGACUGCAGGUUGAAGGGAACCACUGAACCAACGUGAACACUUUACACACCUCAACAUUCACAGAUGAGUCAAUCAAAACCUUGUCUAUGAACUCAUUCCACAUGCUGCUGCUCACGUCUCAAAUGCCUUAACGGGUGUACAUGUUUCUUAAAAUGGAUAAAUCUACUGCAGAUUCAUAUAUUUUCAGAAUUUAAAAAGAAAUCCAAUGAUUAAAACAGGUAUUAACGCUAAGUCUCUAAAAGCCUCUAAGGCAGUGUGUCUGAAGAACAGUGUUUAUCGGAGGCCAGCUGUACAUACGAUUUUUGUAAUUCUACGCUCUGUAGUUUUAUGUAUAAAGGCAACGUUUGUUUUUUUACUUAGUUUCUUCUGUCUGUGUGCCAAACUGUGAGCUGGAGACAUAUUGUUAUUUGCAUAAAACAUGUCAAGUAAUCUUUUAGUUGCAACCGUCUCUAGAAAAUCUCAUAUCAACACAAUUAAAACACAUGUGACACUGUGA